AUGUUGCGGGGCAAGGUGUUACCACAUUUUCAAGAAAAUCAGGGGAUCGCGAAGAAGGAACAACUCCGAUCUACCAAAGUCAAGAGUGCACCUGCCGAACUAGCCCAUAAAAGAAAAGUGAGUAACGUGAUAUCCUUCGAGGAUAACACAGGAAAACUUGGUGACACAUGGAAUCCAUUUCAGAGGGAGGAGGAUUUUCCCCAAGAAAGGAUGCAGUGCUUCGACGAAAACACCAUGGAUCUCAAGCGAGUGGACAGAUCGAGAUCGACCAAACACUUGCUUGAAAAGCGUGUGGUUAAACACCCUUUCAGUGCCUAUCUACCAUGCUACCCGAAGGAAGCACGAAUACUGUCAGGUUGCCCAAGACUAGACGGGAAAUCGAGGGGCAGAGAUGGGGUUCGAACCACAGACCUUCUGGUCAGUAAAUUCGCGCUCGAACCACUUAGGCCAUCUCGCCUCCCACAGCCGAAAAGUCUAAUACAACUCCCUAUCACCGGACUAAGCAGUCCUUCGUUGCAACCUGGAUGUGGACAGUUAAUGACAACGUAUACAGAGCUGCAAACGACAAGGAUACGACCACUACCAUACAAUAACUUACGGAAUAUUCUUCAAACAUUGCAAAGGUGUAAAACUCCACAUUGUGUGCGAGCGGUCCAUAUCCUAUCCAAUAAAACCGACCAACGCUUGGCAGGAAUCCACGCGGAUCCCACUAUACUGCACGUCUUUAGGCGCUGCUACGGCCGAGAAGCCUGGACGCUCGAGGUUGGCCCAGAAUUCGGGACGCUUGCCGGUCCGGCAUCAAGACGAGAUCUGAUUGGUCAACAAUCUGGACCCAAAAGCCAAAUAUGA
This is a messenger RNA of Opisthorchis viverrini, 849 nucleotides long. RefSeq lists its product as hypothetical. NCBI's taxonomy places the organism in Eukaryota, Metazoa, Platyhelminthes, Trematoda, Opisthorchiida, Opisthorchiidae. The record is from RefSeq and is a predicted model, not a curated record. The transcript is spliced from 5 exons. Bases 1 to 849 code for a protein of 282 amino acids.